Aspergillus pseudonomiae is the source of this 516-nucleotide messenger RNA. RefSeq lists its product as uncharacterized. The transcript is spliced from 2 exons. The coding region runs from base 1 to 516 and encodes 171 amino acids. The record is from RefSeq and is a predicted model, not a curated record. NCBI's taxonomy places the organism in Eukaryota, Fungi, Ascomycota, Eurotiomycetes, Eurotiales, Aspergillaceae.
AUGACCACCGACCCCCCCAACUACACCAUCUUCGACGCAAUCCUCGACUGGGGCUCCACAAACGCACAACAAAUCAGCGAAGCGCACCUCUCCAAAGGCGGCUGGGAAGGCUGGGCGCAAGAAGAGAUGCGACUUCUCUUCAACGCCGGCCGGGAGGGCAAUUGCUACCAGAACAACGCGCGCCAAGCGGCCGACAUCGUCCUGACGCCGUACACAUCCGGCGCGGAAGCCUUCGCCCAACCAUACGUCGACGAGGAAUGCGUGGUGAUUGAGCUGAAAUGCGAGAGCUAUUGGAACGCACAGAAGUUCCGCGGCGAGGUCAAGAAGGAUAUCCAGAAGGUUAAUAGUGGGGUUUUUAAAGACCGGUUGUUGCGGGGCGAUUGUAAUGUGUAUUGUGUUGCGUUGGCGAUGACUGAUGAAGGGGCAUAUUAUAUGGAGAGUUUGGGGUUGGAGUUGUUUAGGGAUCUGUGGUUGCGCCGUUUCAAGUUUGGUGACGAAUAUCUGCUCCAUAUCUAG